Aphidius gifuensis is the source of this 2719-nucleotide messenger RNA. RefSeq names its product akirin-2 (gene akirin). Gene Ontology annotation, molecular function: transcription coregulator activity. Gene Ontology annotation, cellular component: chromatin; nucleus. Lineage: Eukaryota; Metazoa; Arthropoda; Insecta; Hymenoptera; Braconidae. The transcript has 4 exons. The coding region runs from base 651 to 1205 and encodes 184 amino acids. The record is from RefSeq and is a predicted model, not a curated record. Gene Ontology annotation, biological process: positive regulation of transcription by RNA polymerase II; positive regulation of innate immune response.
CAAGUAGGAGAGGAACUAAACGAAGACAGUUGAUCUCAAUAAAAUAGAGAUAAAUAAUACAACCAUCAAUACAAAAAAGCAAGACAAACAUACGACAUUUACAACCGUUUAAAAAGAAUAAAAAAAAAAAAACGUCUCAGGUUGUUAACGAAUAACGAAAACGGGGAGCCACAAGCCGUGUGUGUAUUUUCACAGGAGGUUUACCUCGUUUCCAUUGCGGUUUGUAAUUAAAAUUCCACCAUAUUGUUUUAUCUGCAGUGUUUAUUUUUCAUGUUAAAAAUUAUAAAUAAAUACAAGCACAUAGUCCACAUCUCCAACAACAAUAAUUAAUUAAUAAAUUAUUAAAAAAAAAGAAACCAACGAGGAAACCUCAAAGUUAACAAAAGUGUACCUGAAUUGCAAAAAGAAAAAAAAAAAAAAUAAUAAAAUAAUUGUGAAAUAGCUAAAGAAAGAAAGGCAAUUGUGUAUUGAGCAAUUGUAACAGAGAUAAAAAAAAUAUAUAUAUUAAAAAAGAGAGUAUAUUGUUAGAAGGGGUCGUGUGUAAUAUAUUACUGUUAAAUAAGUGUGUGUGUGUGUGUGUGAUAAAAUAUACGUAGACAGCGCCUUGUGGUUUAAAAGCCUACGUGACGGUAUAAUUUUAAUAUUUAAAAAUGGCCUGUGCCACCCUGAAAAGAAGUCUUGAAUUUGAUCCAGUUCAUAGCCAUGGAAGACCAAGUAAAAGAAGAAGAUGUGUACCAAUGUGUGUAUCACCAGGUAGUAGCUCAACUCAGGGUACACCUAGACAACAAACUCCAUCAUUAUUUGGCGAAGUUGAACACAAAUUGACGCCUGAGAAAAUGGCAGCCAAUAUAAGAGAAGAAAUUCGUCGGCUGCAUAGACGCAAACAGCUGCAUUUUAAUCCACAGAGUGGCACUGCAAGUGGCAAUGAUUCGUCGGAUAUGGAAGGACCUUCAAGUCCAACAGCAUGUGGAUCAAAUGGAUAUAAUAAUACACAUAAUAACAAGGAAAAACCUCUAUUUACAUUUAGACAGGUUGGAUUAAUUUGCGAACGAAUGCUUAAAGAACAAGAAACUCAAAUUCGAGAAGAAUAUGAUCAAAUAUUAAACAUGAAACUGUCGGAGCAGUAUGAUGCUUUUGUUAAAUUUACAUAUGAUCAAAUUCAAAAAAGAUUUGAGUCAGCUGCUGCACCAAGCUAUUUAUCAUAAAUUUAUAAAAUCUGUCGAGAUGUCAGAUAUCAACAAAAAAGCAUGUUGAGAAUGGGUAUUCAUUAAAUUCAAACGAAUAACCUAGUUAAAAGAAGAAUAAAACGCGGAGAAUUGAUUUGUUUUAUUUUUUUAAAUUUAAAAUAAUCAUUGCUCCAAGUUUGAAAAGAAGUGUCAGUGCUUCAAGAACGUAAAAUAUAUUGAUUUAAAUUAAAUUAAACUCACAUGAUCGGUCAAAUAAAUUUAUUAUUAUUAAUUCAUAUUACAAUCAAUUAAAUUUACAUUAUUAAAUAUUGGUAAAUAAUUAAGUGGAUAAAAAAAUUGAAAAAGCAAAAAAAAAAAAAUUAUAAAUAAUAACUAACAAUAAUUGUAACUGCCCGGUUUAAGCAGCGCGAAGGUAUCAGGGAAUAUGAAAAAAAAUUCGAGACGAAUAAAUGAUAAAUUAAUUAAAAAUCUCCGCGUGUAAAAAAUUAUAUUUUAACUUUGUGCAAAAAACAAAAAUAUAAAGAAAAAAAAAACUUGUGUCAAUUUGAUUUAGCUUUUUUUUUUUUUUUUGUCUUAUUUUUGCACAAAACAUGAAUUUUUGUAUAAAAUAUUUAAAAAAUAAGAAAAUAAUAAAUUCUAAUAUUUAAAAUAUAUUUAAAAAAACAACAAAAUGUCCUCAUUCUUGUAGAAAUAAUUCACGUAGAUUUUUUGCUAGAAAAAAGAAAAAAAUAAAAAAAAAAAUAGAUUAGAAAAAUUUUGUUUUUAAAAAGAAGAGAAAAAAAAAAAAUUUCGAGUGUUUAAAACUCCUAGACUGUGUUUUUUAUAUUAAAAAAAAAAAAAAAAAAAAAAUUAAUUUGUAAAUUUUAAAAUUGUCAUCGUUAAUUAUCAUGGUGAAAACUCAUCGAAACUUUUACAAGAAAAAAAAAACAAAAAAAGUUACAAAAAUUUGAUGUAUAAAAUUUUUUGAUACAUGAUUUUAUGAAUUAUUUGUUAUUGAGGCAAUUAUUAAUCAAUUCAAUCGCCUGUGAAAUUAAUUAACAUGAUUUUUAUUGAAAAAAAAAAGAAAGAAAGAAUAUUUUGUUUUUUAAAUAAUAAUAUUUCGUUCCCUGGUAACCAUGUGCUCGAUCAAGCGCAAUAAAUAAAAAUAAAACAAUCGCUGAAUAAUAUUUAAUUAUUAAAAUUAUACUUUAAUUAAUAUACAUUUAUUGUGCCUAUUGUAGACAUAUUUAUAUGAAAAAAAAAAACGGUAAUAUUAAUUAAACAACAUAAGUCGUGAAAAUAUUUUUUAUUAUAUUAUUAAUAGGUAUAUAAUAUUAUUUUUUUGUAGUUUGUAAUAUCCACCAAUUUGCAACGGUUUUUGUUUUUUUUUUUUUUUUUAUUAAUAGCGUAUUAAUUAGUACACAUAUACACAAUUAAUAUAAUAAUUAAAUUUUGUAGUUAAUUUUUUUGCGCGUACUAAUAGAUCUAAAUUGAAAUGAUAAAAAGAAAAUUAUGGUGCAUCACGAAAAUAAUGCCCAAGUAGUAAAAUUUAC